This is a messenger RNA of Prosopis cineraria, 402 nucleotides long. RefSeq names its product non-specific lipid-transfer protein A-like. Bases 1 to 402 code for a protein of 133 amino acids. NCBI's taxonomy places the organism in Eukaryota, Viridiplantae, Streptophyta, Magnoliopsida, Fabales, Fabaceae. The transcript has a single exon. Gene Ontology annotation, biological process: lipid transport. The record is from RefSeq and is a predicted model, not a curated record. Gene Ontology annotation, cellular component: membrane. Gene Ontology annotation, molecular function: lipid binding.
AUGAAGAGUAAUGGAGCAAAGAAGGCGGCGGCGGCGGCGGCGGCGGCAGUUGCGAUUUGGCUGGUGGUGACGAUGACGACGACGGAGAUGGUGAAGCGAGGGGAGGCGCUGAAUUGCUCGACGAUAGGGACGGCAUUUUAUAUGUGCUUUCUGUACAUGGAAGGUGAACACUUCCAGGAGCCGCCGCCGGAGUGCUGCGACGGCCUUAGGGUGAUUAAGAAGGAAAUCGGGUCGUCGCGAGACGACUGUCGAGCCGGCUGCGAGUGCCUCAAGUACGCGGCGUCGUUGUUCCCGAAGUUGCAGAAGCAACGAGCUGAGGCGCUGCCUGGACUCUGUCACGAAGACGUCUGUUUCCCUCCGAUCACCAAUGAAACCGAUUGCAGCCAAGUGAAACGGCAUUAG